UUUCCAUCGUCUUUUUCAAUCAAUCAAGGGAUCCAUCUUGGACAUUGUUAUCAGAUAUUGCUCUUUUACCAUUUUGGCUACAUAGACCUUUGUCUAUAAAAGACCUGACAUAGGCAACUGGCAAUAUCAUUCGCACUUGCUGACUUCGUUUAGUACAAACUGUUACGUACGAUCACCUCUCUUUUAAGGCAUGGCAAUGAGUGGAUUGUUGGUGUGCGUCCUCAUGGCAGCGCUAGUGGGGGUUGGUUUGACAUUACCCGUAUCCAAGUCGGAUGGCAACACCAAACAGGGUGGGAUACUGCCAAAGCUACUGGACAGGAGGGAGGCAGUGAGGAAUGCUGCGGAGAACAUCGCUAAGCGGGAGCAAGACCCUCAAACGAGCAUAGCACGGAUGGAGAGGAUGUCGCACCUGUCGGAGGACCAGCGCGAGUUCAUGUCCAAGCAAAUCAUGCAGGCCAUCUCAGAGAUGAUGAACGAGUGUCCGGACCGGGACUACCAAGGAUGGGUAGACUUUGGACGGCGGCGGAGUGCAGAGUAGAGAUGUACCACAGGCACAUAUUCAGUUACUCAGGAAUCCAUUCCUAUUUUAAGUAAAUUGUAUAUUCUAAUUGGAUUAUGUCAUGAGUUUUGCUUUUAAUCCAAGUGUCAUAAUAAACAUGUUUGCAGUA
Oncorhynchus kisutch (coho salmon) is the source of this 668-nucleotide messenger RNA. RefSeq names its product cholecystokinin-like. Gene Ontology annotation, molecular function: neuropeptide hormone activity. The record is from RefSeq and is a predicted model, not a curated record. The transcript has 3 exons. The coding region runs from base 191 to 538 and encodes 115 amino acids. Lineage: Eukaryota; Metazoa; Chordata; Actinopteri; Salmoniformes; Salmonidae. Gene Ontology annotation, cellular component: extracellular region; axon. Gene Ontology annotation, biological process: digestion.